AUGAAUAAGUCGAUCUUAAUAAUCUUCGCCGCAUGCGUCGGCUUCGUUUUAGCAAAACCAAAAGUGUCAGGACCAUUUCCUGAGAGUCGUAGAAAAUCCAUACUAGUUGCUCGGCAAAACUUCUGUAAUGCUGGAAGUGGGUUUAAUUAUGACAAACUUUACAAAAUAAAAUUAGCUCGAAUAUUUCCAUCCGACGACAGCUAUUAUUGCUACGUGGGUUGCUUUUGUACUGAAACAAAAUCCCUAAUGUCAGGUGAAAAAAUCUUAAGCGAAGUAUACAUCAGAGCUGCUCUCACUCGGACAAUUUCUUUACUCAAAGCAGAUUAUCUUAUUUCUAACUGCAAAAAUGUGCAAGUUGCGAUCGAUGUAUGUGAAACUGGAAAAAUAAUUCAUAAUUGUUUUGCUCUGCAAAACAUUAUUUUGGCAGAUUUCAUCGGAUACGCUAGUAAUGACGUAAUAUAA
Molecule: messenger RNA, 462 nt
Organism: Copidosoma floridanum
Lineage: Eukaryota; Metazoa; Arthropoda; Insecta; Hymenoptera; Encyrtidae
Molecular function (GO): odorant binding
Source: RefSeq, a predicted model, not a curated record